GUCUAUAAAUUACUAUGUGUAACAAUGAACUAAUGCAACACAACACACCAUAAUAUUAACCUAGCUAGCUUUCAAUUCAUUCAAGCAUUAUGGCUUAUGUUAAGCUCUCUCUUUUGCCUCUCUUCUUGCUUGCCACAUUAGUAAUAAUGUUUCCGAUGAAGAAGGUAGAGGCAGAUUGUAAUGACAAGAUUUGUAGUUUUCAACGGUCAACAUGUGGUGCUGGUUGUUUAUGUUUACCCGGGAUUGAUUAUUGCAUGAACCUAUCAUUAGUUAUGAAGAUAGUGAAGAAACACCCUAAAUUAUGUGAGUCUCAUGCAGACUGCACAAGAAAGGGAAGUGGGAACUUCUGUGCUUAUUAUCCAAAUUCGGAUGUUAAAUAUGGCGUGUGUUUUGACUCUAACUCUCAUGCAGAAGCCUCAUUCAAGAAUGCCCUUAGCUCUGAAUUCUCAAACUUGUUGAAGAUGCCCUCAGAAGUUUCCACUUAAUAUGUACAUCAAAAACCAUCCAUGCAUGCAUGGUCUCUCUAUCUACUUAAAUAAAAUUGUUUCAUAUGUCUUUGUUUCCAAGUAUGGUUGGAUUUCUUAGACAUUUUGAGUUCAAAAAUAAUAUAUGCAUGUGUAUGGGGUAUGUACUUCUAUGUUAUUAGUUUGUAAGUAAUGCAUAAUUAAACUCUGAUAUUUAUUUGUGUAUUGGUUGGUCACUCGGUGUAUGUUCAAAUAUUAAGUCUAAAUAAAAUUUGUGUAUUUGUUGGCGUUUGUCGGAGAAAUCGGACCCCUGC
This is a messenger RNA of Vicia villosa (hairy vetch), 778 nucleotides long. Its product is annotated as albumin-1-like. The transcript has 2 exons. Bases 90 to 485 code for a protein of 131 amino acids. NCBI's taxonomy places the organism in Eukaryota, Viridiplantae, Streptophyta, Magnoliopsida, Fabales, Fabaceae. The record is from RefSeq and is a predicted model, not a curated record.